UACUAAUAGAAAUUAUUGAUUGGAAAAACAAUGCUUGAAUCAAUUUUAGUUAAUUCUUUUCCUUGGAGUCUUGUAUUUGUUAACACCAUUUAAAGGCUUUACCACAUUCUUUUUAAUUUUCCCUUCUUUAUACAUGUCUUCUCUGUCUCUAUUGUCUCUCUGGUCUGAUCGGGAAUUUCGAUUCGGAUAAGACCGAUGUCUUUGUUUUUGGAUAAGAAUUUGGCAUAAAGAUCCAACUUUUGUUUCUGGGAAAAUUCAAAUGAAGAGGCUUUCUGGUUUUAUUUACAAGGGGAUGGUUUCAGAUUUGUGAAUUUGGAGUUGGUUUAGAGGUAGAACAAAAAGGUGGGACAUUUUUUUCCUUUUGAAAGAAACUGUGGUGAAAGUUUGAAAUUUUACAAAUUGGUGAAUUUGGGGUUUGGUGAUUGAUUGAAGGAAAAGGUAGCAAAAAAGUGAGAAAAAAAGCUGAUAACAAAGAUCAAAGCAAAGAAGUAGAAGCGGCAAGAAUGGCGACGCCUGUGGAGCCACCGAAUGGGGUGAAGCCAAUAGGGAAGCAUUACUAUUCAAUAUGGCAAAUCCUUUUCGAGAUUGACACAAAGUAUGUUCCGAUUAAGCCUAUAGGGAGAGGAUCAUACGGUGUUGUUUGCUCGUCGAUCAACAGGGAAACCAACGAGAAAGUGGCCAUAAAGAAGAUCAGCAACGUGUUCGGGAACCGAGUUGAUGGGUUGAGAACUCUGAGGGAGUUGAAACUUCUCAGACACAUUCGACACGAGAACGUGAUUGCCUUGAAAGACAUUAUGAUACCUGCUUCCAGAACCAGUUUUAAGGAUGUUUAUUUGGUUUACGAGCUUAUGGACACCGAUUUGCUCCAGAUUAUCAAGUCUCCUCAGCCACUUUCUAAUGAUCAUUGCAAGUAUUUUGUUUUUCAGCUUCUACGAGGGCUGAAGUACCUGCACUCAGCAAACAUCCUUCAUCGAGACUUAAAGCCAGGGAACCUUCUCAUCAAUGCUAAUUGUGAUCUGAAAAUAUGUGAUUUCGGGCUGGCCCGAACCAGCAUAGGCAAUGAACAAUUCAUGACAGAGUAUGUUGUCACCCGGUGGUACCGUUCACCUGAGCUCUUACUGUGUUGUGACAAUUAUGGGACCUCCAUUGAUGUUUGGUCUGUAGGAUGCAUCUUCGCUGAGAUUCUUGGCCGGCAACCUAUCUUUCCCGGGACAGAAUGCCUCAACCAGCUUAAGUUAAUUAUCGAUGUUCUUGGUAGUCCGCAAGAGGCUGAUCUUGAGUUUAUAGAUAAUCCCAAAGCCAGAAGAUACAUCAAGUCACUUCCUUACACUAGGGGCAUCCAUUUUUCGCGUUUAUAUCCUCAAGCCGAUCCAUCAGCCAUAGAUUUGUUGCAAAAGAUGCUAAUUUUUGACCCAUCUAAGAGAAUCACUGUCACAGAAGCUCUCCAACAUCCUUACAUGUCAGCGCUAUACGAUCCAAGCUGCAAUCCGCCAGCCCAAGUCCCAAUUAAUCUCGACAUUGAUGAAAAAAACAUGGGAGAACAGAUGAUUAGGGAAAUGAUGCUGAGUGAGAUGCUUCACUACCACCCAGAGGCUGCAUCUACCAAAGGUUACAUGAAAUUGUAUUAGCUUUGCUUGGUUCAGAUACUUUGCCAUGAUCUGCUUUCGACAUAGACAUUGUUAUCGGGAAUUCUCCUUUGGACCUCACCAUUUUUGCCAAGAUUUUGUCUUAACAGCUUGUUUAUUAGUUCAGCUUCAUCGUCGUGUAACUUGUAAAUAAUAUGGUAUUGUUUUUA
Messenger RNA from Hibiscus syriacus, 1795 nucleotides. RefSeq names its product mitogen-activated protein kinase 7-like. Gene Ontology annotation, cellular component: cytoplasm; nucleus. Gene Ontology annotation, molecular function: MAP kinase activity; ATP binding. The transcript has 3 exons. The record is from RefSeq and is a predicted model, not a curated record. The coding region runs from base 504 to 1628 and encodes 374 amino acids. Gene Ontology annotation, biological process: protein phosphorylation; intracellular signal transduction. NCBI's taxonomy places the organism in Eukaryota, Viridiplantae, Streptophyta, Magnoliopsida, Malvales, Malvaceae.